AUGCCGUCUCACGACGGCGCGACUGCGUGCAUCCUUUGGCUGGAAAUUGGGUCUCGCCUCUUGGCCUCGGGAACGGAGCACGUGACAGCGGGGGCGGGGGUAUGUCAACGUGUCUGUUGAUAGAGUUGCUAUCAGACACCCAGGCCUUCAACAGUUCUCGUCCUGUCUUAUUACUGGCUCGCGCUACUACCCGCUUGCUCGCGAAGUUGAAUUCGUGGCCUCCCUCCAGGGUGCGAGUGGCGACCUGAGACAACGGGUUGCCUCCGAACCGCCCGUUUAUGCUCCGUUAUUUAUGAGCUAAGUCGCCGUCCGGUCUGUCCUGUGUAGUGGCGAGGGCAGCCCCAACAUGGGAUCUGAUAAACGACACCCGAUUGAUCUCCCACGCCUAGUCGAUCCUUCACACGCAUGAUUUAGUUGCGCAUGGUCGCUGUCGGACGAUGAACAACACUCACACCGAGCUCUCCAGCGAUACGCUCCAUCGCUUCGGACACGUUAUUUAUAUAUGGUAGAAGGUGCCAUAAUGUUGACGGCUCUCCGCCGUUUGUUCGCCGUCAGUGCGUGCGGAGGCAGUGGCUGACAAAGCUGUUCGGGUAUCCAUUCCUUGCCAGUUGGUCCUGAAGAUGCCGCGGUUCUCCUACUCGUACUCGGUUAGCAGUGUACUUUCGGGCCGUGAUGCUUCUUAGGCAUCUAGUUUUGGUCGUCGCCAGAGUCGUUUUUACUGCCGCACAAUCACCAGACAUCAUGCAUGAGUCUGUUACGGACUUGGGCCGGCUCGUUCGGAUAAGUAUGCGGUUGGUAUGAUCGGGAUGUGGCCAGCUUUUCAUUAUAGGACGAACAGAUAUCUCUUGGGAUGUCGGAAACAGGUAUUUAUAAUGGAAGUUGAUUGUUCACCGCGAGUUUUGCAAGCCUUUUACCAGUCACAAAGGUUUCCAUGGUUUUAUACCCAAAUUCGCAUUGUGUAUGCAUUCCGUUUUCGCUGCCAGACAUUCCUGUCCCCCACAACAAUGUCACACCAAGGAAUAUGUCGAACCACUGACCGCAGCUAAUCACAGAAGACCCCUUCCUGCAUAUCAUCGGCAUCCAGUUUUGGGACGUAUACUAUGGCUGAAGUCUUGGCAACAGGUGCAAAAUGGCGUGCAAGUCAAUCCUCUUUGAUACCACCCCCGACGCUAAAGUGAAGCUUUGACCUAAUAACUUAGAGAACUCUACGUCGAUCAGCUUUGCUUGUGACACUGCUGUGGUAGAUUUGGAGACAGUUGUUAACUUCUGACAUCUCGGUGUAGUGGGAACCAUGGUCGGCGAACCCGUCUCGAGACUAAAGUAUAUCGUAUUGUGCCAGUGCCCGCACGGGUGGGUUGCGCGUUGCUGGUGUCAGAGAUGUCCUUACAUGCCUUUCGCAAUUCUUGCUUGGUUACAUAUUUGCCAUCUGACUCACUAGCGGUGGCUCGAAGCCGUUGUUUGCGGUAGAUGCGGCAGUUAGUUUGCCAGAUCCUAAUUCUGCUUAUUCACUAGCUGUCAGUCUGUUUUUUUCACAGCCGACCUUCACUUAAGGCCAUUUCAUCGUUCUCCACCCGUCAUUGAUUUCUUAGCCAACAGUUAAAUGAACAGAUAGGUACUGUAAUCCCUGAAAUUUUGGGUUUCAGGUGGUUGGUUCUGGUGUUUAAUAAAAUUGUCGAGCUUACUUCCGAGUUGCAGAACUUUUGUGGCAUUUGAGGCGCUGUUGCGUAUUUAGUGGUAAGAUCCCUCCUUCGUGUUACUCCAGUGGUGGUUGAGGAACUGCCUGUUUGAAUUGUCUACGAAACCGUUCUUGGGACCCAAAUUUAUCUAAUGUGGGAGGAAAUAGGUCCGGAGCGACGUGCCGUGCUAUUUCAUUUUUCGUACGAUGGGCUUUUUCACAUCCCUUGACAACUGCCUAGACCCCAUCUCCAAGCAAACUGCACGCUUUAUAUAUGGGGCAGCAUCUCCUGAGAAUGGUUCCGUUGAUAUCAGUAAAUGCAAUCCCAAUAGCAACAGGCUGUUGGGCGGUGAUGUGAAAGACAUGCAGAACCCAUUGAAGCAACCUUUUGGAGAGCGAAGAUCGCGGAAAUCCUAUAUCCGAGCUUUAUAAGACUGUUGGACUGUCAGGGUUUCACUCAGCGGCCUAUAAACAGAAGGGAAUUGUGAUCUAGCGACACCUAACUCUCAACUUUAGACUAGGGGAGUAAUUCGAAACAAGACCGACCUUAUACAGAGGCAGUAAAUAAUAACACGGUUUUCAUAACCUAUGCAAUAUAUCAUAUGAGGCCUACGGUCUAGGCAUGACAUUAUAUCAUUAAAAGGAGUGGUACGCAGUGGACUUUUUUUUUAGAUAGAAACCGUUUUGUCAAAAAGCGUACAUGCAUCUGGAGCUCAUUGCCCAGUUUGCCUACCCUUAAGCUUGACCACUGGCACAUCCAGAUCGGAAUUAAUAGGACGUUGUCUUGACGUAGAUCGCUGGCAUGUUCCGAGCCCGGAUACGGAGAGCCUUAAGGCCUUGAUGCUCCGGUAUUGGUACUUAAGGCUGUAGGUUGGACAUUAGCCUAAAUUGAAUAAUCCAGGUAGCUGAUAUCUGGGAGAAAAUAGGUGAUUGCAUCUCAGUUGGCCAGAAGUUAGAAUUCACAGAUAUAUUGACCCAACUGUGAAAACCUCGGCGCCUCGGUGGGAUUCGAACCCACGCAGUAAGGGGAAGGCUUUAGCGCAGCGAACGCUCUAACCACCUGAGCUACGAGGCCCCUGAGAGGUGGUUAGAGCGUUGGCUGCGCUAAAGCCGUCCCCUUACUGCGUGGGUUCGAAUCCCACCGAGGCGCCGAGGCUUUCACAGUUGGGUCAAUAUGAAUUAUUCAAAAUCUGUCAAAAUAUCAGUGAAUUUACAGACAGUCACUUGAGCACUCUUGGUUUUCUCAUUGAGUUCUGUCUAGCAUGAAAACUAGCUACGACAGGUUUGAAAUGUUCUGUUUGACCUAGGGAAUAUUAUGUGGCUGCAAGAUCUGAUCUAAGCGCUCGCCGCCACCGGACGACUUUUUUUCAGGAAGACAAGCGGCAUUCUGAGUUCACGGGGUCGGCUGACAAUUGGGAUUUUUGCUUGGUUUGGUCAACGAUUCUUACGUCAUUAGGGUCAUAUUUUAACCUCAACUUAGAGGUGCCCAUAUCAGUCGUGCUGUUAUGGAUUUGACGGACGGGAAAUGUCCCUCGUCCACGUCCAUGAUCCUUUUAUUUUAUUUUGACGUGGGGAAAUGUUUCUCGGACGACUGACAGGUGCAUCGUGAUGUCCAUAAAUGACAGACCCGCGCGGGGGUGGUCGCGACCCAGGCUAGAGGAUAACCUUGAGAUAGUCGAGUUUUGCCCACCAUUCUAUUCCUCUUAACGCUAACUGCUGUCUAAAAAGGAAUCUAAAUAUUAGAUACUAAUCACCCACCCUAUAGCAAUUUGCAUUUUACUUUGUUCUUAGGCUGUCACUUACUUCUCUAGGCCUCGUCUUUUAGCUACGGUCGUAAGUAGUUGGAAAACAAAGUCAGUCGUGAAUCAACAGUCAAGGCUAGCGUCCUUAUUGUGUUUCUUUGUGCCAACGUGGUCCACUGCUAACUGCUGGAAGUGACUAGUUAGACUCAGAACCUGCAGCACAAAUGAGUUGGUGGAAUGAUUUUCCGAAAUAAUUUUAGGCUGUCAUGAUUCCCCGCGUAGUUUUUUUGCACAUAUCCCGAAAUAUGGUAACUGACUGCGGACGAGGGAUGGGACGCUGUCGGCAUUUCCACGCGCCUUGGUUCAAACUGUUGCUCGGGACACUCAAGGGCUAAUGGGGAUGGCGCUCACCAAGCCGAUCUAAGUACUCGAAAAAGUGUCGGUGUUUUGUUCUGCCGUCAAACUUCAGUUGGGUGUGAUCAUUCAAGUUUCCCAUUCCUUCGACUACAGUACUUAGUGAUUUUUGAUAGUUCCUCACUACGUUUGCUCUCGUGGACUCAAAACUUCUGCCGGGUGGUACUGUGACAGUUUAUUCGGUGUGGCGAUAGCGACCAACUCUCAUUUUCCAGUUCACUGCUUUCGCAUGCAUACGACACAGUCUUCGUCUUACCGACACCGUUACGCCGGCAGAUGACAGUUCGACCAUCGGUUUCGAUGAUGUCCACCGUGUGCCCCACAGUUGCAGCAGCAGUGGGAGCAGGGACGGUGACUUACGCAGGGGUUUAUAGUGCCAGUAGACUUGCGUAGCAUCUACCUACACUCUCUCCUCCUCCCUCGCCCGAGCCCGGUGUUAAGACAGAUUCCAGAAGACCGGAGACGAGGGGGUCGCAGGUGGAUGGCUCGGACGGAUCCUCACCUUGGCGUUCCACCACACCCCCUGGUCCACACAACAAUAACCAGGAUGUAGGGGGUGUAGGGGUGUCCAGCGGUGGGUUCACGUGAUCAGAUCAGAUCAGAUCAGAUUUAUUAAGGGAAAGGUAGGCGAGCGCCUUUGAACUCCCUUUUGGUUACAAUAACGUCAUAAAAAACAAUGUGUAAGGCAAGUGUGAAAAAAAUUAGGUAAGUAGUUACAUACAACUAGCAUUGGUCACUGGUAUGAAUUUGUCUGUGAAUGCCUUCUAUGUCAAAAUUGUACAAUAUCCAGUACGGUACCGAAUGGACCAAGUAUUAUCAAAGCAAGAGCAUAUGUGGCGGUCAGUAGAUAGCGAAAAUUGUAAAACGUAAUGUUACUAAAAUGGUCGUAGUUGUCGCUCACUUGCUUGCAGGUGAGACUACGCCUAGCGUCCAUUUGCUUGCACCCAACUCUCACCUGUGGCUCCACGAAGCUGGGCUCUGCUCAGCGGCCACACCCCGGGCAACCGUCUCGACCGGCGGGCUAAACUAAGUGAGGGCGCUGUGCGCUUGUGCCGCGUGCACAGUGCACUGCGGGCUCCGCUGGAUGGAUGGUCGGAUGAAAAACUGCGCCGGCAUCGUCGAGACGAGGUUCUGCCUGGUACGCCGUUGGACAACUGCUGCCGGGACGGGUCUCCGCAUCGCCUUCGCUGAGACGCGCCCACCCUCGCCGACGGAGACCGCGGACUCACGGCAUAUGCGGUCGUUCUCCACUACAAACAUAAAAGUCGUGGCCCCAUAGUGGGAUUCGGUCGCGCCAACCAGGCACAUGGGCAGCCCGAUUAAGUGGCGGCACUUCCUGCCCCCACGAGGGGAAGGGCCUAGAAAAGGUGGCCUAAAAAUGCUGGGUACCACGCCGUCUUCAGGCUAGCCAGGGCCGCAGACGUCUAAUCAUGGUCGAAACACUCAAAAUCGAAACAACAACAAUACCAAUAACAACAACAACCAUACUCAUUCUCCUCAUCCUACCUCUUCUACCUCUUCCUCUAUCUAUUCUUCUCCUUCGUCAUCUUCUUCUCCACCUCCUCCCCGUCGCCCCACUCGUUGUCCCCAGACUGGCAGGGUGAGCCCGCUCACUCUGGCAGCCUGGAAUGUUUGUUCCCUUUUAGACAAUCCGAGGAGCAACCGACCGGAGCGGAGGACAGUGUUAGUGGCACGAGAACUCGCCCGCUACAAGGUGGACACCGCCACACUCAGCGAGACGCGAUUCUCCGAACAAGGCCAGCUGGAGGAGGUGGGUGCCGGCUACACCUUCUUCUGGAGUGGUCGGCCCAGGGCAGAGCGACGAGACGCGGGCGUCGCCUCCGCCAUCCGGAACGACAUCGUGGGACGACUGCCCAGUCUGCCGCAGGGCAUCAACGAUCGCCUGAUGAGCCUCUGUCUGCCUCUCCGGGGUGGGGACAAAUUCGCCAUCAUCAUCAUCAUCAUCAGCGCCUACGCUCCGCCCAUGACCAACCCCGACGCCGUCAGAGACAAAUUCUACGAGGACCUGCACGCCCUCUUGGCGACUGUGCCGGAGGCGGACAAGUUGAUUGUCCUUGGCGACAUCAACGCCUGCGUCGGCACAGACCAUACUGUCUGGAGAGGAGUGCUGGGUCCCCACGGUCUCCGCGGCUCAAACGAGAAUGGUCUGCUGCUGCUCCGCACCUGCGCAGAGCACCGCCUCAUCCUGACGAACACGUUGUUCUAUCCGCCGGAGCGAGAGAAGGCCACCUGGAGACAUCCUCGGUCGCGUCAGUGGCACCUGCUGGACUAUGUCCUCGUCCGGAGGCGAGAUCAGCGGGACGUGCUGGUGACGAAGGCGAUCGCGGGUGCUGACGGGUGGACCGACCAUCGCCUCGUCAUAUCGAAGAUGCGUAUUCGCCUACAGCCUCGCAGGAAACCACAAGGUAAGCGACCCCCAGGUAAGCUGAAUAUUGCCUUGUUGUCUUUGCCCGCUCACCAUAUUCAUUUCAGCAAUGAGCUAGCUCAAAGGCUAGACAACCUUCCUAUCGCUGCCGACGCCGCCGCUGCCGAGAACGCCUCCGUGGAGAACCGCUGGUGUCAACUGCGAGCCACGGUCCUGUCGACGGCACUCGCCGUCCUCGGUCGUGCUCCCCGCCAACACCAGGACUGGUUCGACGACAACGACGCCGCCAUCAGAAAUCUGCUAGCUGAGAAGAACCGCCUACACAAAGCCUACGUAGAUCACCCCACUGAUGCCACCAAAGCUGCCUUCUACCGCAAUCGCCGCCAACUUCAGCAACGACUGCGCGAGAUGCAGGACGCCUGGACUGCUCACAAAGCCGAGGAGAUCCAAGGCUACGCGGACCGCAACGAAUGGAAGAACUUCUUCUCUGCGAUCAAAGCUGUCUACGGUCCGCCGACGAAGCGCACUGCUCCUCUCCUCAGCGCCGACGGUAGCACUCUCCUGACUGAGAAGAUGCAAAUUCUACAGCGAUGGGCCGAGCAUUUUCGAGGCGUCCUCAACCGCCAUUCCGCCAUCUCUGACGCCGCCAUCGAGCGUUUGCCGAAAGUGGAGAACAACGUGGACCUCGACCUCCCGCCAUCUCUCCAGGAGACCAUCAGGGCCGUGCAGCAGCUCUCCAGCGGGAAAGCACCCGGAUCGGACGCAAUCCCUGCUGAGUUCUACAGGCAUGGAGGUCCCCAACUGAUGGAUCACCUGACUGCGCUCUUCCAGGAGAUGUGGCGUCAAGGCGAAGUCCCGCAAGAUUUCAAGGACGCAACCAUCGUGCAUCUCUACAAGCGCAAAGGGAAUCGCCAAGUCUGCGACAAUCACCGCGGCAUCUCCUUGCUGAACAUCGCCGGGAAGAUCUUCGCACGAAUCCUCCUCAACCGUCUCAAUAACCAUCUCGAACAGGGCCUUCUGCCUGAAAGCCAAUGCGGCUUCCGUCAUCAUCGUGGGACCACGGAUAUGAUCUUCGCCGCCCGUCAAUUUCAGGAGAAGUGCCAGGAGAUGCGGACCCACCUGUACUCUACCUUCGUGGACCUGACGAAAGCCUUCGACAAGGUGAAUCGUGAAGGACUGUGGAAGAUCAUGCAGAAAUUCGGCUGUCCGGAGCGAUUCACUCAGAUGGUGCGUCAGCUGCACGACGGUAUGAUGGCGCGAGUCACGGACAACGGAGCUGUCUCAGAGGCAUUCGCAAUGACCAAUGGAGUGAAGCAGGGCUGCGUACUGACGCCUACCCCCUUCAGUCUUAUGUUCUCUGCCAUGCGAAUGGACGCCUACCGCGACGAACGCCCCGGGAUCCGCAUCGCCUACAGGACGAACGGUCACCUCCUGAUUCAACGGCGGAUGCACUUCCAAUCGCGCGUAUCCACAACCACUGUUCACGAACUCCUCUUCGCCGACGACUGCGCCCUGAACACCACCUCGGAAGAGGAGAUGCAACGGAGCAUGGACCUGUUCUCCGCCGCCUGUGAGAAUUUCGGUCUGGUCAUUAACACGCAGAAGACGGUGGUGAUGCACCAACCGCCACCCCACUCAGUCACAGCCCCCAACGCGCCGCCGCAAAUCAGCGUGAAUGGGACCCAACUGCAAGUGGUGGAGAACUUCUGUAGCGAGCGUCAAAGACAGAACCGUCAAUCCCAGACUAUAAAAAUCAGGAUAAGACCAGAGUUAUGGAAGAAUUAA
Spirometra erinaceieuropaei is the source of this 8002-nucleotide messenger RNA. The record is from the annotation of a GenBank genome assembly. Lineage: Eukaryota; Metazoa; Platyhelminthes; Cestoda; Diphyllobothriidea; Diphyllobothriidae.